Messenger RNA from Corvus hawaiiensis (hawaiian crow), 1089 nucleotides. RefSeq names its product complexin 4 (gene CPLX4). The transcript is spliced from 3 exons. Gene Ontology annotation, molecular function: syntaxin binding. The record is from RefSeq and is a predicted model, not a curated record. NCBI's taxonomy places the organism in Eukaryota, Metazoa, Chordata, Aves, Passeriformes, Corvidae. Gene Ontology annotation, biological process: synaptic vesicle exocytosis; regulation of neurotransmitter secretion; neurotransmitter transport. Gene Ontology annotation, cellular component: terminal bouton; SNARE complex. The coding region runs from base 194 to 676 and encodes 160 amino acids.
AAACUGGUUUUGGCAUUCACGUUUCACUAGCACUGUGCCCUUGAAGAGCUGAUGUGGCUGUAGAAACUCUCUCGCUUACAACUGUUGUGUUUGAAAACAUUUUUUGUUUGGCUUUCUUGUAGUUGUUUUCUUAUAGCUCCUUUUCUUUUUCUUUUUUUUCUUUUUUUUUUUUUUUUUUUUUUUUUUUGAGAAGAUGGCCUUUCUAAUGAAAAGUAUGUUGAGCAACCAGGUAAAGAAUUUGGGACUUGGAGGUGGAGGGGAAGAAAGCAAAGAAGAAAGCACUCCUUCUGAUCCAGCAGCAGCUGCAGGAAUGACCAGAGAGGAGUAUGAGGAAUAUCAAAAGCAAAUGGUUGAGGAGAAGAUGGAAAGAGAUGCAGCAUUUGCACAGAAAAAAGCAGAGCGAGCCGUUCUGAGGGUUCACCUGAGAGAAAAGUACAGACUGCCCAAGAGUGAAUUGGAUGAGAAUCAAAUACAGAUGGCUGGAGAUGAUGUGGGGUUGCCAGAAGACCUUCAGAAGAUGGUGGCAGAAGAUCAGGAGGAGGAAGAGGACAAGGACUCUAUCCUGGGCCAGCUGCAGAACAUCCAGAAUAUGGACAUGGAUGCCAUCAAAGAAAAGGCACAAGCCACCUUCACUGAGAUGAAACAGGCGGCUGAGCAGAAAUGCUCCAUGAUGUAGAAGAGCCACCACUGCCCAGGGGCUAUAACUUCAGUCUUGUGUUGCUGGGGCUGCAGAGGGAGAGCAGGCAGAGGGAUGCACGUAGCUCUAGACCAUUCAGUGUAAAUAUAGAAAACUGAUGAGAGAGAGACUUAAAAUCCUGAGGGGAGAGUGAAAAUGUACCUGCUGGGACUGCCUAGAAGGAAGUUAGGACUGAUCCUCAGUUUUGAACAUAACCUUUUCUCCCAUGGAAAAAAUGUCUUUAAAGAAGUUAAUAUUGGGGAAAAAAUGUGCCUUUUCCCAUUUUUUCCAAGAGAUUGAAAUGCUAUUAAAUAUGUGUGUUUGAACAAAAUUGUGCUUCUGAUACAUCACAUGGAGGUAACCGCAUAUUUAAUCCUGCUUUCAGAAAUAAACACAUGUAUUUCUUAUAAAAA